CGCUCAAUUCAACUCCCCUGCCUGCCUCCCUGGCAGUAGUCGUAGUAGGGUUUUAGAGUAAGCAACCCCAAGCCUCAUCCUUUUCACCUUCCAUGGCCAUCUACGAUACUACUAUUGGCUUCUAACCAUGGACGACGAAACCCAUCCUCCAGCCCUAUCCUCCCCCUCACUCCCCACUGCAGAACAGCAAGAAGAACCAAACCCCAAAAAACUGAAAAUGUCCACCACUACCUCCGCAACAUCCGACGAUGAAGAUAUUGACACCGCUCCUUCCUCAGUUCAAGAGGGUCCUACGCCCCAGAAAAAACCCAGAUAUAAGCGCCGCAAAAUCGCCGUCUUUUUCGCCUAUUGCGGCGUUGGUUAUCAGGGGAUGCAAAAAAAUCCCGGGGCUAAAACCAUCGAAGGUGACCUCGAAGAGGCACUGUUUCACGCCGGCGCUGUACCCGAGCAAGACCGGGGCUGUCCGAAGCGGUUCGACUGGGCCAGGUCCGCCCGAACUGAUAAGGGAGUCAGCGCAGUGGGGCAAGUUGUUUCGGGCCGGUUUUACGUUGACCCUCCUGGCUUGGUCCAGCGUUUGAAUUCGAUUCUGCCCCCCCAGAUACGGAUCUUUGGUUAUAAACGUGUGACGGCAUCGUUUAAUGCCAAAAAGUUUUGUGAUAGGCGGCGCUAUGUGUAUUUGAUUCCUGUUUUUGCUCUUGAUCCUAGCUGUCAUCGUGAUAGGGAGAGUGUUUUAGCUAGUUUGGGUUCUGAAAAUGAGCUUGUUAAGUGCUUGGAGUGUUCUGAAAGAGGUCGCAAGGUAGAGGGAAUAAUGGGAAAGCGCAAUUUUGAUUCUAAGAUUGGGUUGGAUGUAGAUAAACUUGAGUCAGGCAUUUCCUCGAAUAAUCAGGACGCUGGAACGACAGAGGAAAAAAUCAAAGAUUUUUCAUUAGGUGCUAAUGUUAGUAACCAUGGUGGCCAUUUAAGUGAUGACACUCCAAAGGAAUUAGAGAAUGGAGGUUUUGACAUUGAGAAAACUGAGGAAGACGAAGUUUUAGUUCAGUAUGUGAAUCAGGAGGAGGUGAAAGCUAUUAAAAAGAGCGACUUUUGCUAUGGUGAGGAGGAGAGGGAGAGGUUUAAUAGGGUUCUUCAAUAUUACCAGGGAACGCAUAAUUUUCAUAAUUUUACAACUAGGACGAAAGCUGAGGACCCAGCUGCCCGGAGAUACAUUAUCUCUUUUGAUGCAAAAGCCACCGUCAAUGUUGAAGGCAUUGAAUUUGUGAAGUGCGAGGUCAUAGGACAGAGCUUCAUGCUUCAUCAGAUUCGGAAAAUGAUCGGUCUUGCAGUUGCCAUUAUGAGGAAUAUAGCUCCUGAAUCACUGAUUGAAACAGCUUUUCGACAGGAUGUUGACAUCAAUGUGCCUAUGGCUCCUGAGGUUGGACUCUACCUGGAUGAGUGCUUCUUCUCAUCUUACAAUCAGAAGUGGAAGGACAGUCAUGAAGAGUUAUCCAUGCAAACCUAUGCAGAGGAGGCAGAGGACUUUAAAAUGCAGUACAUCUACUCCCAUAUUGCCUCCACAGAACACAAGGAAGGAGUUGUAGCCCUCUGGUUGCAUUCCCUGAAUUAUCGUAAUUACCCUGAUCUACGCUUCAUUAACAACAACGUUAACAAUGAUGUGGAAAGUCUUGGGAUUGAGGCCAAGGAUGGUGACAAGUGAACGCGUUGAGCGGAUGAGCAUGGUUGAGGAAAACAUGGAUUGGUUGCUCUCAUCAGGAGGAUCGUGCAGGCUUGGCUCAAGUUCAUCCUACUUUAUUGGAAGGUUUCAUAUGGAAGCAAGGGGUCUUUGAUUUUCAGCUCUAACUACGGUGGAAGCGAAUCAAGCCCAAUGUUCGCGUGGGUUGGAAUCAUUAUUGGGUGGUGCCUUGGCGGUCAGAAGUUGGUGAAACAUUCAAACCUAAUGUUCCAUUUUAAAGUAUUUGUUAAUUAUAUAUAUGUGCAAUAGAUUAUUUCAAACUUUUGUGGUGCUAUUGUAUUUUGACUGUGGAAAGAAAUAGAAAACAAGUCUGCAAUAUAUUGAUUUCGCAUGCAAUGUAUCGAUUGCUGAUGCAGCAUUGAGUU
Molecule: messenger RNA, 2094 nt
Organism: Coffea eugenioides
Lineage: Eukaryota; Viridiplantae; Streptophyta; Magnoliopsida; Gentianales; Rubiaceae
Product: tRNA pseudouridine synthase A-like
Exons: 3
Coding region: 128-1693 (521 amino acids)
Biological process (GO): mRNA pseudouridine synthesis; tRNA pseudouridine synthesis
Cellular component (GO): nucleus
Molecular function (GO): pseudouridine synthase activity; RNA binding
Source: RefSeq, a predicted model, not a curated record